Mya arenaria is the source of this 1059-nucleotide messenger RNA. RefSeq names its product inner centromere protein-like. The transcript is spliced from 2 exons. Bases 1 to 1059 code for a protein of 352 amino acids. Lineage: Eukaryota; Metazoa; Mollusca; Bivalvia; Myida; Myidae. The record is from RefSeq and is a predicted model, not a curated record.
AUGCAAAUCCAGGUUAAUAAAGAACUGAAGAAUGGGGAAGUGGACAAGUUGUUUCAAGAUCUACAAGACGCCAAAGAUGAAAAGACCAUUGAAAACAGCCAGGUCAUUAAGGCAAAAGAAAAUGAAACCAUGAAAAAGAAAUUUCCAGCUAUGCAAACAAAUCAAAGAGAAGAAGAGAACAAGAAACUAGCAGAGCAAAUGGACAAGAAACUAGCAGCUAUGCGAACAAAUGCGGAAGAAGAAAGAAAAAACGUAGCACAGCAUAUCAAUAAGAAACCUGCCGCUAUGCAAACAGAUAGGGAAGCAGAGUACAAGAGAAUAGCCGAAGAAAUGACGAUUGAAGCUAAGCAAACAAAUGCGGAAGAGGAGUACGAGAAAAUAGUCGAAGAAUUGAAGCUUGAAGCUAGGCAAACAAAUACGUAUAAAGAGUACGAGAAUAUAGCUGAAGAAAUGAAGCUUGAAGCUACGCAAACUAAUACGGAAGAAAAGUACAAGACCAAAGAAUUGAAGCUUGAAGCUAGGCAAACAAAUACGGAAGAGGAUAACGAUAAAAUAGCAGAAGAUAGGAAGCUUGCAGAUGUGCAAACAAAUUCUCAAGAAAAGUACAGGAACAUAGCCGACCAGAUGGUCAUAAAGCCUGCAGCUAUGCAAACAAUUAGGGAAGAAAAGUACAAGGAAAAGGCCGAAGAGAUGACGCUUGCAGUUAUGCAAACCAAUUCGGAAGAUGAGUGUAAGAUCUUAGCAGAACAGAUUAAGCUUCCAGCUAUGGAAACAAAUGCUCAAGAAGAGAACAAGAAACUUGCAGGGCUGAUUAGUAAGAAGCAUACGGCUAUGCAAACAAAUACGGAAGAAGAGUACAAGAAAAUAGGCGAAGAUAUGAAGCCUGUGGCUAUGCAAACCAAUUCAGAAGAAGACUUCGAGAAAAUAGCAGAAGAGAUGAAGCCUGCAGGUAUGCAAACAAAUACGGAAGAAGAGUACAAGAAAAUAGAAGAAGAGAUGAGGCUUGAACUAGGCUUACAAAUGCGAAAGAAGAGUACGAUAAAAAUGCAGAAGACAUGA